AUGGCCCUCGAACUUGCCGACAACGACAAGUACGAGGUCAAGGAAGUCAUUGGUCGUGGUGCAUUCGGAAUCAUUCGCAAAGUUCGUCGAAAACAAGAUGGCCACAUCCUGUGCCGCAAGGAGAUCAACUACCUCAAGAUGUCUCAAAAGGAACGUGACCAACUACAUGCAGAAUUCUCGAUCCUGGCCUCUCUCAGUCACCCCAACAUUGUCGGAUACUUCCAUCGCGAGCAUCUCAGACAGACCCAAGAGCUAUACCUGUACAUGGAAUAUUGUGGUGGUGGUGAUCUAGGCUGUGUCAUCAAAGAACUCAAACGCAAGAGCGAAUACGCAAAGGAAGAAUUUGUCUGGAGGAUCUUCAGCCAACUGGUCACGGCUUUGUACCGUUGCCAUUACGGAGUCGACCCGCCCGAACCUGGAAGCGACUUCUCAAGACAGAACGACACCCGGCCCCUCAACAAAGGCAAAAUGAUCCUACACCGAGAUCUCAAGCCAGAGAAUAUAUUCCUGGGGGAAGACCAGUCCGUGAAACUCGGCGACUUUGGACUGUCGAAGAUUAUGCAGUCGCACGAUUUUGCCUCGACCUAUGUGGGAACACCCUUUUACAUGUCACCAGAGAUCUGUGCAGCCGAGAAAUACACUCUGUAUUCAGAUAUAUGGUCACUAGGAUGCAUCAUGUAUGAACUUUGCACCAAGGAGCCACCGUUCAACGCAAACUCCCACCUGCAACUGGUUCAGCGUAUCCGAAAGGGAGACUUCAAACCGAUUCCAUCCAUCUACUCAAAAGAUCUUGCGAAUGUCAUCGCGAACUGCCUCAAGACGAAUCCAAUGCAUCGGCCGGACACGAGCUCGCUGUUAAAUGUGCCUUAUGUAUGGCUCGCUCGGAGGCAGCAAGAGAUGGUCACGAUAGGAAAGACAUUGAAGACCAGAGAGGAAAUCGCAGAGCAUAAGGUCAGACAGGCUGAAGAAAGACUCUCUGCCCUCGAAGCAGAUAGAGCUGCGUUGAAGGUGGAGAUUGACGCCCAGCUUCGUCGCGAGUGGGAGGUCAAAGCACGACUUGAAAUUGACCGACAAGUUCAAUUAGAGCUGGAAAGACUCCGCAAGAAGUUCGACAGGGAGGUCGACGAUCGUGUGGCACAAGUCCUGGUUAAGCAGAAGCACUCAACAGAAACUCGAGCACUGAGAGAGAUCCAAAACCCCCCUGCGAGAGCCUUCGACAAGGAGAACGUAAACCCUUCUUCAUCAAUCAACACAGCCGGCGAAGAAGAUUUCCCGUCAACAACAGAUAUCACUGACCUAUCGGACCUUUCACUUAACUCGCCGACCGCGAGUACCAAGUCAAUGCCCAAGAAGACAAAAACACCUUUUGCUCGGUCCAAGACCACCUUUGACUCUCCGGUCGAUAUUCAGAUGUCAGAGCCAUCACCGAUGUCCAUCUCUUCCUUGGCACUCUCCCCCCGUCGAAACGCCGCAGCACAGGCGACCGCCAACCCGACAGUCACUGCUGUAGGUGCGAAGAACCUCUUUGCCGAAGCGGCACGCCAAAAGGCUCGGUGGGAGCCACAAUUAGCUUAUUCAUCCGACGAAGAGAACAUCGAACCCCAAGAUGACUCGGAUGAUGAUGAUGGAUUCCCUGAAUUAGCAAGUCCCACGAGGGCGAAGGGAAACAUUGCCAACACUGAUCCCUUCAAGAACCCUGCACCUUUGCCGCUGAAGAAUAGACCAGGCAUCUUGAGACAGAAUACGACAGCCACUAUGCAGAAGUUAAUCGCAAAGCCAACUCUGUUCCCGUCAAGCAACACAGCAGCACAGGUGAGGGCAGGAAUCGCAGGAAUCGCUUCUGGAAAUAGCGCCAAUGCCAUCAAAGGUAUCCCACGAAAUGCCACAGAUGGCGAUCUGCGAUCCGUGGCAGUGAAGCCUACGAGCCCGAAUCGACGGCUCAGCAAGAUUCCAAGCCGAAACGACCUCAGAGAGCACGCCAUUGCUGAGGAAGGAAGCACUAGUCCGCUCAGACGAGCAGCAACUACAGCUGGUCGGCUCCCUAGUAAGCUUGGGGGCGGCCGAGAUGCUGCCAUUGGCACCAGCAUCGGAGGCCGAACUCUGGUCGAACUCGCUCAGGCGCGGGCUGGAGGCCACCUGAAUACAAAGGUCAAGACCAUCCCGGAACAGAGAAGCGAAAAAGAAUUACCUCCUGUUCCGGUCUGGGAUCCUGAAAUAUUUGGGGAUGAGAUGCCGAGUCCUUUCCUGAAGAAAGAUGUCAAAUCUGUGCGGGUUAUGCGGUGA
Molecule: messenger RNA, 2283 nt
Organism: Fonsecaea multimorphosa CBS 102226
Lineage: Eukaryota; Fungi; Ascomycota; Eurotiomycetes; Chaetothyriales; Herpotrichiellaceae
Exons: 3
Coding region: 1-2283 (760 amino acids)
Biological process (GO): chromosome segregation; protein phosphorylation
Cellular component (GO): cytoplasm; nucleus; centrosome
Molecular function (GO): ATP binding; protein kinase activity
Source: RefSeq, a predicted model, not a curated record